Pichia membranifaciens NRRL Y-2026 is the source of this 786-nucleotide messenger RNA. RefSeq lists its product as hypothetical. The transcript has a single exon. The record is from RefSeq and is a predicted model, not a curated record. Bases 1 to 786 code for a protein of 261 amino acids. Lineage: Eukaryota; Fungi; Ascomycota; Pichiomycetes; Pichiales; Pichiaceae.
AUGGCUUUGGAAAACACAACGUCAACGGUGUUGUCCACGAUCGGAACGGUCAUCUGGUGCAUACAGCUCUCACCCCAGAUCUACUUCCUUCACAAAAAGAAGGACGCCGAGGGCCUCCCGCCCAUCUUCAUGCUGCUCUGGUGCAUCUCCGGGCUCUUCAUGUGCAUCUACUUCGUUGUCUCGGACUCCUACAUCCCUAUGCAGGUGCAGCCGCAUCUCUUCACGAUGCUAUGCUCCGUCGCCUGGGUGCAGAGCAUGUACUACCCGCCCCACUCGUACGGCAAGAAACGGUUCCUCUCUUCUGCUGCCGUCUUCUACCUCUGCUGGAUCGGACUGGAGGUCGGCUUCUGCGUGUGGCUCCGCCCCGUCUACGCCCACGGCACGCACUGGGAAAACCUCAUCUUCGGCAUCUUGGCCACCGUCUUCCUCUGCGUCGGCUUGCUCCCGCCCUACUGGGAGCUUCUCCACCGAAACGGACGGGUCGUGGGCAUUAACUUCUUGUUCUUGGCGCUCGACAGUUCCGGCGCAGUGUUCAGCAUGGCCAGCAUGUGCAUAGGCACUGUCGACGCCAUGGGCAUGAUCUUGUACGCCAUCAUGAUUGCCAUGGAGCUCGGCCUAUUCGUCUCGCAGGGCAUCUGGCUGUUGCGCUUUCGGCUCCGUCGUACUGAGAAAGACGGCCCUGGCUCCGACGUCGAGGCUGUAUUCUCCGACAGUUCUUCUGAGAUUCGCAAUGCCAGCGAUGCCAACACCGAGAAGAACCCAUCGGCCACAGUCAGAGAAACAUGA